AUGUCAGGGAAAAGACACAAAGUGGUGCACGUGGAGGUGAAGUUAGACGAUGACGAAGUAGAUAACGAAGAUGGAACUAUAACUUCUAAAUAUUUCCGGAAAAAAAAGAUAACUGGAAACUUGCAAUCAAAGGAUUCUAUGUUACCAGUAGAUGUUGAUGUAAUAAAAUCGUUAUCUAGUGAUGAAUAUUUUAGUCGGAUGGAUCGUAUUACUAAUGAUGAUCCGAGGCAAUGGGAUCGGCCUUUAACCAAAGAAACUCUUUCACAAUUACGAAAUAACGAAGAAGUACCAAGUAAUUUUUGGCCCAUUUUCUCAAGGGUUCGAAAGAUGAGAUCUCAAAUGUUAACUACUCCAGUAGAUACUAUGGGAUGUCCUAGAAUUCCCGUGCUAGUGUCGAAACAAUUCGGGAUUACUCGGAGUCAAAUGAGACCCAUAGAUUAUCGGCUACAAUUAUUGGUUAGUUUGAUCCUAGCGUCACAGACUAAAGAUGAGACUGUAACAAAAGCUAUGCAUAAUAUAAUGAGUUAUUGCUUUGCUGAAUUGCAUGAUCCUAGAGGAAUCUCAUUGUUAUCCUUAUCAAAGGUUCCGCGAUCUACAUUGGAACAGUUGAUUAAGUCAACUGGAUUUUAUAAGAGGAAAGCUUUCUAUAUUGAAAAAACAGUUCAAAAAUUAGCUCAAGAUUUUAAUGGUGAUAUUCCAGGGACUAUUUCAGAAAUGAUAAGUUUACCAGGAGUUGGCCCAAAGAUUGGUUAUCUUGCACUUCAGAAAUCAUGGGGUUUAAUUGAUGGAAUAUGUGUUGAUGUACACGUACAUAGAUUAUGCAGACUUUGGAAAUGGGUUGAUCCACAGGACUGUCAAACUGCAGAACAAACAAGAGUCUCUGUGGAAAGAUGGUUGCCUCGGGAACUUUGGUACGAUUUUAAUACUAUUCUAGUUGGAUUCGGUCAAAUAAUUUGUGGUCCCAAGAUUAGAAGAUGUAAUAUUUGUCUUGCCAAUAAAGUUUGUAAUGCUAGCAGUGUAAAAUAA
Molecule: messenger RNA, 1026 nt
Organism: Maudiozyma saulgeensis
Lineage: Eukaryota; Fungi; Ascomycota; Saccharomycetes; Saccharomycetales; Saccharomycetaceae
Source: the annotation of a GenBank genome assembly